CCCAAAUCCCAGUUCUAAAGACCUUUCUUCUCCAUCUGCUUGAAGAAGCAUUUCAACAGAGCCAAAGAUUUCCUUCCGCCAUGAGCUUUAAGCUAAUCCUACUCAUCCAUGAACUCAAGAAUAUACCAGUGGAGAAGCUGGGGGAUUGCGGCAAGAGCAGUUUGAUGGUGGAAAUAGAAUGGAGAGGAAGUGGAAGAAAAGUCGGUUUCCUGCGCCGGGGGUCGAAGAAGAACUGCACUUCCAAGCAGCACAUGAGACCGGACGGCACCGUGAUUUGGAACGAAGAAUUCAACUGCAUCUGCAAGCUUAAGAGGAUGAAUUCCCAUAGUUACAAGAGUUGGAUUGUCAAUCUACAAGUUCAAGAAUCUGAUAAUAACUCGAACGGUAAGUCUACGGUGUACGGAGAAACCAAGAUAGACAUUGCCGAGUACGCCUCUCCAAAUCACAAGAAAACAAUUAGCAUCCCAAUCAGAUGCAAGAUUAAGGACCAGACUGCGGAAAUUGUGCUGAAGGUUGAACUGCAUGUCGUGGAGCUCAACAUAAAAGGCAGCAUGGAUUUCGCGCGGCCACGAGCUCUUAGCUCGCGUGCCUUGUCGUGUGUGGGGUUGCGGCGAAACUAUGGUACUGAAUUCUCAAGCAAUCGAAUGAUACAUCCAUCGUUAGGGAAUUCUUCCUCAGAAGAUGAGCAUGAAUUUAGUUAUAGUGGAAUAGCCACUGCUAACAUCCUCCUCGGUGCUGAGUUGCCUGGAAAGCUCGAAGAUCACGAGGAGGAAGAACAAAAUCUGCAGACAUCAGUCAAACGACAACCUUCCCUUGUUAGGCUCCUGUCGAACAAGACGAGACUCAGCUUCAAAGCCACAAAGCACCCGAAAGGAGAGCCACUUCUGAACAAAUCAUGCAGUGAUGUUGGAGGUGACGAUAUCGAUCUCGAGCGGCACCAACAGUCGAGCACCGAGUCUGCGUUGCUGCAGCGUGAGGAGAAACCUCGAGAUCGAGGAUUCGAAGAUGAAGGAACUUUCGAGGUCGGCGUGUGGGAGAGAAGAAGAUUAAGCAGCAGAGACGAGGGGAUGGAGCUCGUCGCCGACGUCUUUCUUGCAUCCAUCGAUCAGCGUAGCCAGAAGGCCGCAGGUGAGAGUGCCUGUACGGUGCUCGCCGUCGUCAUCGCCGAUUGGCUGCAUCACAACCCGAAAGCUCUGCCACUGCGGUGUCAGUUCGACGAACUGAUACAUCAAGGAUCCCUGGAGUGGAGAAAGCUUUGUGCGGAUGAGGCCCACAAGGAGAAAUUCUCGGAUCAGCAUUUCGACCUCGACACGGUACUGGAAGCAAAAGUCCGGCCGCUGACAGAGAACAAGACGAUGUCCUACGUAGGAUUCUUCGGCCUCGACGACACGCCCGACAGCCUACACUUUCUGCAAGGGACGAUGUCGUUCGACAACAUUUGGGAUGAGCUCCUGCGUAGUUCACCGUCGGAAGAAAGGAUAUACAUUGCGAGCUGGAACGAUCACUUCUUCGUCCUCAGGAUCGAAGGCGAUGCCAUCUAUCUGGUCGACACCUUCGGGGAGAGACUCUUCGAGGGAUGCAAUCAAGCAUACAUUCUGAAGUUCGACAGGCAGAGUAUGAUCUAUAAGCGGAGCGUUGAAGCGGGAGACUCAGAUGAAUGCAGACAAGACGUUCGACAGGGUGGAGGGGCUUACACAGACGGAGAGGCCGUGUGUGAAGGUGUCAUCUGCUGCAAAGAAUACAUCAAGGGAUUUCUGGCGGCGCUUCCACUGCGAGAACUCCAACAGGACGUGAAUCGGGGGGUGAUGGAAGAAGCAGUUUUGCAUCGUCAUCUGCAAAUAGAAUUCCACUACGUAGCGCCUUUAAUUGAGGAAUAAUAAUAAGACACAGAAUCACACGUGAAAUUUUUGCACUUGCUUACUAAUUAAUUACCUGUAACCCUGAUCUCGGGUUCAGGAUCGGAUAAUUUAGGUUCAGUCCAAUU
Musa acuminata subsp. malaccensis (wild Malaysian banana) is the source of this 1984-nucleotide messenger RNA. RefSeq lists its product as uncharacterized. The record is from RefSeq and is a predicted model, not a curated record. Lineage: Eukaryota; Viridiplantae; Streptophyta; Magnoliopsida; Zingiberales; Musaceae.